Homo sapiens (human) is the source of this 4515-nucleotide messenger RNA. It is a transcript of the gene IL4R, whose product is annotated as interleukin 4 receptor. Gene Ontology annotation, biological process: positive regulation of cold-induced thermogenesis; cytokine-mediated signaling pathway; production of molecular mediator involved in inflammatory response. The transcript is spliced from 10 exons. Lineage: Eukaryota; Metazoa; Chordata; Mammalia; Primates; Hominidae. The record is from RefSeq and is a predicted model, not a curated record. The coding region runs from base 1015 to 3567 and encodes 850 amino acids. Gene Ontology annotation, cellular component: plasma membrane; membrane; extracellular region. Gene Ontology annotation, molecular function: cytokine receptor activity.
ACUCACUGUCACGAAAACAGCAUGGGGGAACUGCUCCCGUAAUCUAAUCACCUCCCAUGAGGUCCUUCCCCCAACACGUGGGGAUUACAAUUCAUAUUACAAUUCAAGGUGAGAUUUGGGUGGGGACACAGAGCCAGGCCAUAUCACAUUAUUAUUAAUUAGUGCCUUCUCUCUCAUUUUUUUGAUUCGCCUAGGUAGAGAUUUAUCAAUUUCAUUGAUCUUUUCGAAGAACCAAUUUUUGAUUUCAUUGAUUUUCCUCGAUUAAUUUUCUAUUUUUAAUUUCAUUGAUGUAUGCUCCAAUUUUGUAUUUUUUUCUUCUGCUUGUUUUAGACAUAUAUUGCUUUUCUGUUUCUAGUACUCUAGAUGGAAACAGAUUAUUGAUUUUAGAACUUUCUUUCUAAGAUAUACAUUCAAUAAUAUAAAUUUCCCUCUAAGCACUGCUUUUGCUACGUCUCACCGAUUUUGAUAGGCUAUAUUUUCAUUUUUAUUUAGUUAAAAAUAUUUUUAGUUUCUCUUGUGAUUUCUUCUUUGAUCCAUAUGUUAUUCGGAAGUGUGUUUUUAAAUCUCCAAAUACUUGGAAAUUUUCUGGCUUUCUUCCUGCUAGUGACUUCUAAUUUGAAUCCAUUGUGGCCUAAGAGCAUAUGUUGUGUGAUUUCUAAUGUUUUCAAUCUCUUAAGGUUGUUUUAUGUCCCAGAAUGUGGUCUGUCUUGGUGAUUAUUCCACAUGAACCUGAGGAGAAUGUAUAUUCUGCUGUUGUGAGAUGUAACAGUCUAUAAAUGGAUACCUCUGUUAAUAUGACCUCGGGUGACUCUUUUUUUUUUUUUAAGUUGCUGCUUCACCAUUGGCUUUUGGAGAUUUUGCAGAUGAUAAAAUCCUCAGGACUUUUCUGCUGCUCAGUCAGAUUUUCUUAUCCUACACUUGCGGAACUGUUGUUUGAAAUUGACAAGCAGGAUGGCCAACUCUGCCCGGCUCAUUUUAUUUCAUCUUAUUGGGUUCAGCCUGCAGUUUUAGGAGAUGAGAUUGAAGGAACUGGUAUACUGGAAUCCACGGUGGGCUCGGAAGCAAACAAACGUGCCUUGGCAUCUCCCAAUGGGGUGGCUUUGCUCUGGGCUCCUGUUCCCUGUGAGCUGCCUGGUCCUGCUGCAGGUGGCAAGCUCUGGGAACAUGAAGGUCUUGCAGGAGCCCACCUGCGUCUCCGACUACAUGAGCAUCUCUACUUGCGAGUGGAAGAUGAAUGGUCCCACCAAUUGCAGCACCGAGCUCCGCCUGUUGUACCAGCUGGUUUUUCUGCUCUCCGAAGCCCACACGUGUAUCCCUGAGAACAACGGAGGCGCGGGGUGCGUGUGCCACCUGCUCAUGGAUGACGUGGUCAGUGCGGAUAACUAUACACUGGACCUGUGGGCUGGGCAGCAGCUGCUGUGGAAGGGCUCCUUCAAGCCCAGCGAGCAUGUGAAACCCAGGGCCCCAGGAAACCUGACAGUUCACACCAAUGUCUCCGACACUCUGCUGCUGACCUGGAGCAACCCGUAUCCCCCUGACAAUUACCUGUAUAAUCAUCUCACCUAUGCAGUCAACAUUUGGAGUGAAAACGACCCGGCAGAUUUCAGAAUCUAUAACGUGACCUACCUAGAACCCUCCCUCCGCAUCGCAGCCAGCACCCUGAAGUCUGGGAUUUCCUACAGGGCACGGGUGAGGGCCUGGGCUCAGUGCUAUAACACCACCUGGAGUGAGUGGAGCCCCAGCACCAAGUGGCACAACUCCUACAGGGAGCCCUUCGAGCAGCACCUCCUGCUGGGCGUCAGCGUUUCCUGCAUUGUCAUCCUGGCCGUCUGCCUGUUGUGCUAUGUCAGCAUCACCAAGAUUAAGAAAGAAUGGUGGGAUCAGAUUCCCAACCCAGCCCGCAGCCGCCUCGUGGCUAUAAUAAUCCAGGAUGCUCAGGGGUCACAGUGGGAGAAGCGGUCCCGAGGCCAGGAACCAGCCAAGUGCCCACACUGGAAGAAUUGUCUUACCAAGCUCUUGCCCUGUUUUCUGGAGCACAACAUGAAAAGGGAUGAAGAUCCUCACAAGGCUGCCAAAGAGAUGCCUUUCCAGGGCUCUGGAAAAUCAGCAUGGUGCCCAGUGGAGAUCAGCAAGACAGUCCUCUGGCCAGAGAGCAUCAGCGUGGUGCGAUGUGUGGAGUUGUUUGAGGCCCCGGUGGAGUGUGAGGAGGAGGAGGAGGUAGAGGAAGAAAAAGGGAGCUUCUGUGCAUCGCCUGAGAGCAGCAGGGAUGACUUCCAGGAGGGAAGGGAGGGCAUUGUGGCCCGGCUAACAGAGAGCCUGUUCCUGGACCUGCUCGGAGAGGAGAAUGGGGGCUUUUGCCAGCAGGACAUGGGGGAGUCAUGCCUUCUUCCACCUUCGGGAAGUACGAGUGCUCACAUGCCCUGGGAUGAGUUCCCAAGUGCAGGGCCCAAGGAGGCACCUCCCUGGGGCAAGGAGCAGCCUCUCCACCUGGAGCCAAGUCCUCCUGCCAGCCCGACCCAGAGUCCAGACAACCUGACUUGCACAGAGACGCCCCUCGUCAUCGCAGGCAACCCUGCUUACCGCAGCUUCAGCAACUCCCUGAGCCAGUCACCGUGUCCCAGAGAGCUGGGUCCAGACCCACUGCUGGCCAGACACCUGGAGGAAGUAGAACCCGAGAUGCCCUGUGUCCCCCAGCUCUCUGAGCCAACCACUGUGCCCCAACCUGAGCCAGAAACCUGGGAGCAGAUCCUCCGCCGAAAUGUCCUCCAGCAUGGGGCAGCUGCAGCCCCCGUCUCGGCCCCCACCAGUGGCUAUCAGGAGUUUGUACAUGCGGUGGAGCAGGGUGGCACCCAGGCCAGUGCGGUGGUGGGCUUGGGUCCCCCAGGAGAGGCUGGUUACAAGGCCUUCUCAAGCCUGCUUGCCAGCAGUGCUGUGUCCCCAGAGAAAUGUGGGUUUGGGGCUAGCAGUGGGGAAGAGGGGUAUAAGCCUUUCCAAGACCUCAUUCCUGGCUGCCCUGGGGACCCUGCCCCAGUCCCUGUCCCCUUGUUCACCUUUGGACUGGACAGGGAGCCACCUCGCAGUCCGCAGAGCUCACAUCUCCCAAGCAGCUCCCCAGAGCACCUGGGUCUGGAGCCGGGGGAAAAGGUAGAGGACAUGCCAAAGCCCCCACUUCCCCAGGAGCAGGCCACAGACCCCCUUGUGGACAGCCUGGGCAGUGGCAUUGUCUACUCAGCCCUUACCUGCCACCUGUGCGGCCACCUGAAACAGUGUCAUGGCCAGGAGGAUGGUGGCCAGACCCCUGUCAUGGCCAGUCCUUGCUGUGGCUGCUGCUGUGGAGACAGGUCCUCGCCCCCUACAACCCCCCUGAGGGCCCCAGACCCCUCUCCAGGUGGGGUUCCACUGGAGGCCAGUCUGUGUCCGGCCUCCCUGGCACCCUCGGGCAUCUCAGAGAAGAGUAAAUCCUCAUCAUCCUUCCAUCCUGCCCCUGGCAAUGCUCAGAGCUCAAGCCAGACCCCCAAAAUCGUGAACUUUGUCUCCGUGGGACCCACAUACAUGAGGGUCUCUUAGGUGCAUGUCCUCUUGUUGCUGAGUCUGCAGAUGAGGACUAGGGCUUAUCCAUGCCUGGGAAAUGCCACCUCCUGGAAGGCAGCCAGGCUGGCAGAUUUCCAAAAGACUUGAAGAACCAUGGUAUGAAGGUGAUUGGCCCCACUGACGUUGGCCUAACACUGGGCUGCAGAGACUGGACCCCGCCCAGCAUUGGGCUGGGCUCGCCACAUCCCAUGAGAGUAGAGGGCACUGGGUCGCCGUGCCCCACGGCAGGCCCCUGCAGGAAAACUGAGGCCCUUGGGCACCUCGACUUGUGAACGAGUUGUUGGCUGCUCCCUCCACAGCUUCUGCAGCAGACUGUCCCUGUUGUAACUGCCCAAGGCAUGUUUUGCCCACCAGAUCAUGGCCCACGUGGAGGCCCACCUGCCUCUGUCUCACUGAACUAGAAGCCGAGCCUAGAAACUAACACAGCCAUCAAGGGAAUGACUUGGGCGGCCUUGGGAAAUCGAUGAGAAAUUGAACUUCAGGGAGGGUGGUCAUUGCCUAGAGGUGCUCAUUCAUUUAACAGAGCUUCCUUAGGUUGAUGCUGGAGGCAGAAUCCCGGCUGUCAAGGGGUGUUCAGUUAAGGGGAGCAACAGAGGACAUGAAAAAUUGCUAUGACUAAAGCAGGGACAAUUUGCUGCCAAACACCCAUGCCCAGCUGUAUGGCUGGGGGCUCCUCGUAUGCAUGGAACCCCCAGAAUAAAUAUGCUCAGCCACCCUGUGGGCCGGGCAAUCCAGACAGCAGGCAUAAGGCACCAGUUACCCUGCAUGUUGGCCCAGACCUCAGGUGCUAGGGAAGGCGGGAACCUUGGGUUGAGUAAUGCUCGUCUGUGUGUUUUAGUUUCAUCACCUGUUAUCUGUGUUUGCUGAGGAGAGUGGAACAGAAGGGGUGGAGUUUUGUAUAAAUAAAGUUUCUUUGUCUCUUUA